This is a messenger RNA of Zasmidium cellare ATCC 36951, 1563 nucleotides long. RefSeq lists its product as uncharacterized. NCBI's taxonomy places the organism in Eukaryota, Fungi, Ascomycota, Dothideomycetes, Mycosphaerellales, Mycosphaerellaceae. The record is from RefSeq and is a predicted model, not a curated record. The transcript is spliced from 2 exons. The coding region runs from base 1 to 1563 and encodes 520 amino acids.
AUGUUGGUCAUUUCAGACCACCAACAACCGCAGGACAGCUCCAGCUUCCAGGACCGAGCUGCCCUUGUAGCCGAUACCCUGAAUGUGCUGCUGCAAACUCAUCUGCCAUCCGACAUCAACUGGACAGUCAGUCAGACCAGAUGGCGAUUUCAACUCACCAAUCUGUCUGUCGAGCUAAGCGAUGAGAGCUCCAAAGGCAUUGUAGUAACAGCAUCCAGCGAUGUAAUUCCCCGGAAACGUCUGGACCCCCUUAGACAAGAGCUGCGAGCAAUCCUCGGCAGAGCACUCGAGUCGUCCUGGAGCACCAUCGGAUUUGGCGUUCUGCUCCUGCAACUGACCGAGGAAGCCAGCUGUCAUCUCCUGGACUUCAGAAAUGCCCUUGAGUCGAGCAAAAAGCCAGAUCCCAUGACGAACGGCUGGGACUCAUCCGCGCAUGACGUGUCGGGGAUCUUGACGAACCCAUAUGGCGUCAACCUCAACACCGUGGACGACACCGCAAGACAUGUUCUGGGCCAGUCAAUUUCGGACAUCUUGUCAGACAUUCCUGAUGAUCUCCGAGUACUGCACGUCGAGCCCGUCUUCCGCCCUGAUCUGGUUGACAGAUUCCUCAAACGACAACAGAAGAUGAAGGAGGAGUUAAUGGACCUGCCCAAGGAGAAACUGAGAUCCUGCGUCGGUCGAUCUGCCAUUCCAGGCCGUAACUCUGCAAACUCUGCGGAGCGAAUGGCAGAGUACCUUGUCAGACCCCAUGUUACUUUCCACGGAGCUGAAAGGGAGGUGAUGUCGCCCAUCAUUCGUUAUGGCUUCCUGCUUCCGGGAAGCAAGAUCGGAGACACCGGCGAGAGCUUGUCUAUGCGGUUCGUGAAUGCGUGGUUCGGAAAGGGCAUAUACUCUUCGCCUUCCUUGGAUUUCGCGGCAGACUAUGGCGAAUUCGACUACAAAGACUCGAGUGUUUCCGGAUGGCGAAAAGGUGCUGACAUUCCAGGAAUGCGAGUUCUGGUCUGUGCAACGCUGAUGGGUCUCUUGCUAGAAGUGUCUCGGGACGAGGUCGAGGACCAGGCCGGACUUGACAACUCGCACGCAAACUCGCACGUAUCGCCAGACGGGAUGGAGUACGUUGUAUUUGACCCGGCGCAGAUCAUUCCCUGCUACGUUUUGCACAUUGACUUUGGAACGGAAUUCGCCAAAGAGUUGUUCAACUCAACGAACUCCACAGCACCGAAAAAGACGAUGUCGUCUCGUGUUGACACCGACUUUGGCGACACGGACAACAGCCCCGGUGCCAAGGUAGCGAAGAAGGAGGCUUUGAAGGCUCAGGCGAUGAAAUGGUUGCCUCAUGGCUUCGGCACCGCCACUGGGACGAACUUUGUCGUCGAAGACAUCGCAGAUAUUUCGGAUGAUGAUGAUGAAGAGUUUGGAGAGUUCCAGGCUAUGCGUGGCGAGCAGGAGAGCGAGUACCACAGCUGGCAGACGAGGGAAGCCGAUGAGACGACUUCGUGGUUCGAUGAGUAUCAGACCGUCAGGAGUUCGAACAAGGAUGUCCGUGUAGGCCGUGGUCGGUAG